CAGGAAGUGGAAUUCGAACUUCCGGCAGUGGCUUGCGCGUUCGCAUUGGAGGUCACUUUGCAUCAAAAAGCAGUCAUGGGUGGAGAUCAUGGACACGGAAAAUUAUCCAUGCCCGACUACAAAGUGUGGAAAUGGGAAGGAACACCGCUGGAAAUGACCCAGCAAAGGCUCGCACGACGAGGACUCAGAGACCCCUGGGCACGGAAUGAGGCUUGGAGAUUCACAGGCAGCUUCGGCAUCCCAGUUACCUUCCGGGAUGUGCUCAUGCGUGGAUUUAAGACGGGUUUUGCAGCAUUCGCUGUAGCGCUGGCGGUUGAAUAUGCAUUCUUCACUCCAAAGAAGUCAGAGCACUAAUAUCAUCAUCGAUUGUCACCACAGGACUCCGGGAUUCUUGCAGGUUUAAGACUUUUGUUGUCUUUCUGUGAAGACCUUAGCCAAUGAAGGGCUUCCUUAUACCUGUUCGUUCUUUUAUUAUUGCAAUUCCCAUCACCAAUCUAUAGAAUAAAUAUUAUUAAGUUA
Messenger RNA from Triplophysa dalaica, 519 nucleotides. RefSeq names its product NADH:ubiquinone oxidoreductase subunit B3 (gene ndufb3). Lineage: Eukaryota; Metazoa; Chordata; Actinopteri; Cypriniformes; Nemacheilidae. Gene Ontology annotation, cellular component: mitochondrion. The transcript has 3 exons. Gene Ontology annotation, biological process: mitochondrial respiratory chain complex I assembly; electron transport chain. The coding region runs from base 76 to 354 and encodes 92 amino acids. The record is from RefSeq and is a predicted model, not a curated record.